AUGGACCCCGAACUCAGGAUGCACAAGUCGCAGGACACCGACUUCGCCAAUGGCCAUGACACCAACGGCAACGGCAACGAGCCGCCGGCUAUGAUGCCCACCCUCCAGCAGGUUCGCACCGCUGGCAGCGUCACAAUCACCCCCGAGAUGUUCGAACGUAUGUACCUCUCUCCCGAGAACAAGGUGUCCGGUGAUAUGCGAAGGAUCCUCGGUAACCCAACUCCAAUCGGUCUUGGUGGUUUCCUGAUCGCGUAUUGUCCUCUCAUCUUCUCCAUCCUCGAGUGGAGGGGCUACACUGGCCUUGGUGCUGCGACUGUGGGAACGUACUAUUUCAGCGGUGGAUUGAUCGCCAUCAUCGCAUGUAUCUUUGAGUUCAUCCUGGGCAACACCUUCCCAGCGACCUUCUUCGGCGUGUUCGGUGGAUAUUUCUUGUCGUAUGGGGCAACCUUUACUCCAUACUUCAACGCCUAUGGCGCAUAUGCGGCCGCAGACCCGGUCACUCACACUGGUCAGAUGGCGCCUCCAUUCCAGACAGGUCUUGGCUUCUGGAACUUGAUGAUGGCCAUCUUCACCCUUUACUGCACCAUCUGCGCGCUUAGAACCAACGUCAUGUUUUGCGCCGCCUUCUUCUUCCUCGUGAUCACAUUCAUGCUCGUGGCUGCCGCGGAGUGGGUUUCGGUCGAACCGGGAAUGGUGGCUACUGGAAAGUCGCUUCAGACUGCUGGCGGUGCUUGUGGCUUCGUCGUGCUGGUCAUAGGCUGGUAUCUCGAGUUGGCACUCAUGCUGACAACCGUCGACUUCCCCUUCAACCUCCCAGUGUUCGACUUGAGCGGCGUAGUUCCAAGCGGUACCGAUAUGAGGAAGAGGAAGCGAGGAAAGAAGGAUCUCGAGAAGGGCGAGUAG
Molecule: messenger RNA, 903 nt
Organism: Zasmidium cellare ATCC 36951
Lineage: Eukaryota; Fungi; Ascomycota; Dothideomycetes; Mycosphaerellales; Mycosphaerellaceae
Exons: 3
Coding region: 1-903 (300 amino acids)
Cellular component (GO): plasma membrane
Molecular function (GO): acetate transmembrane transporter activity
Source: RefSeq, a predicted model, not a curated record